AUGGCUAGCUCAAUUGUACGCAUGCGAACACUAGGAGCUGCGCGUCAAGUACGCUCCUUCAGCUGCACUGCGCGGCGCAGCGCGGCGGACGUCAAAACACUGGGCGUCAUUGGUGCCGGUCAGAUGGGCCUGGGAAUCGCAUUGGUUGCUGCGCAGAGAGCUCAGGUACCCGUACACCUGAUUGACACAUCCGACAAGGCAUUGAGCAAGGGACUCGCUUUCGCAGAUAAGCUCCUCGCAAAAGAUGUGUCCAAGUCGCGAAUUACACAGGAACAGGCUGAUCAGGCGCGAGCGCUGCUGAAGCCAAGUACCAACAUGGAGGACCUCUCCGCCGUCGAUUUCGUCAUCGAAGCCGUUCCAGAAAUCCCCAAACUCAAGUUCGACAUUUUUGGUAAUCUCGCAAAGAUCUGCCCAAAGCAUGCUAUUCUUGCGACCAACACCUCAUCUAUCUCCAUCACCAAAAUUGCUGCUGCCACGACCACCGACCCCACAGAUACGUCAGCCUCAUCGCGUGUGGUUUCAACACACUUUAUGAACCCUGUUCCCGUCCAAAAGGGCGUCGAGAUCAUCAGCGGUCUCCAGACUAGCAAGGAGACACUCGACACAGCCGUCGAGUUUUGUAAGAAGCUUGGCAAGAUCACCUCGGUUUCUGCUGACACGCCCGGGUUUUUGGCUAACCGCAUUCUGAUGCCGUAUAUUAAUGAGGCCGUGAUUUGCCUUGAGACGGGUGUUGGUGAUCGCGACUCCAUUGAUGCUAUUAUGAAGAAUGGAACCAACGUUCCCAUGGGCCCGCUCCAGCUUGCCGACUUCAUUGGUCUCGAUACAUGUCUGUCAAUCAUGAAGGUCCUGUACAAUGAGACCGGCGACUCCAAGUACCGCCCAAGCGUUCUUCUGGGCAAAAUGGUCGAUGCGGGAUGGCUUGGCAAGAAGAGCGGCAAGGGCUUUUAUGACUAUUAA
Molecule: messenger RNA, 957 nt
Organism: Pochonia chlamydosporia 170
Lineage: Eukaryota; Fungi; Ascomycota; Sordariomycetes; Hypocreales; Clavicipitaceae
Product: 3-hydroxybutyryl-CoA dehydrogenase
Exons: 3
Coding region: 1-957 (318 amino acids)
Biological process (GO): fatty acid metabolic process
Molecular function (GO): oxidoreductase activity, acting on the CH-OH group of donors, NAD or NADP as acceptor; NAD+ binding
Source: RefSeq, a predicted model, not a curated record